AUAACAGAGAGAGAGAGCUGCAGUCACACACCAGCUUCAGUCACACACAGCAGCAUCAUAAUGUUCUUCUCCUGGGGCGAUUCAUCCAGAGGACAGCUUGCCAUUCCAGGAUCUGGAGGGAAUGGCAUCACCACACCGACUUCAGUCCACUCUACUGAACAACUUGUUGGGAUCUCCUGUGGAGAACAGCACACUUUAUUCCUGACAGUUGGUGGACAGGUACUGUCCUGUGGCCGGAACUCUAAAGGACAGCUGGGACGAUCCAAGACCAGAGACACACACCUGCCAGUGAAGAUUGAUGGCUUGGGAGCUGUAGCUGCAGUAGCAUGUGGGCAAGACCACAGUUUGGCUUUGUGUGAUUCAGGUCAGGUGUUUUCCUGGGGAGCAGGUGGAGAAGGGCAGCUGGGUCACAGCAGCCCUGUGGCAAAAUGUCCUAAACCUGUACCAGUUCAGAUAAGGUUACCUUUCCAGAUCCCAGUGGUGCAGGUCGCUUGUGGAAAUUUCCAUUCUUUGGCUCUAAGCAAGGGAGGUGAAGUCUUUUCGUGGGGUCAGAAUAAAUAUGGGCAGCUGGGACUGGGGAAAUCAGUGGAGUUGCAGCCUGAUCCUUCUCUGGUACGAUUUCUUGUCGGAGUUCCCGUCACUCAGAUCGCCGCCGGUGGAGCUCACACCCUGGCACUCACUCUUUCAAAUCAAGUGUUUUGCUGUGGAGCUAACAGUGUUGGUCAGCUGGGCCUUAACAGAACUGAUGUAAAAGGCCGAUUUGCAGUAUGUGCGGUUCCAGCUUUGAAGAACUUGGGAGUUUCUUCCAUAAGCUGUGGAGCGGCUCACACCGCUGUCCUCACUAAGGCUGGAGAAGUGUACACAUUCGGAGAGGGAACUCAUGGUCAACUUGGGCACGGCUCCACCAAUAAUGAGCUUCUACCCAAGAAACUCGCGGGCAUUGAUGGAUCUGCUAAACAAGUAACGUGUGGCAGCCAUCACACUUUGGUUCUGAUGCCAUCUGGUAUCCUCUUCACAUUUGGCCGUGAUUUCCAAGGGAAAGCAAGUGGUGAUACUAAAAACAGCCUGCAGCCUGUAAAACUAGAAGGAGACUGGAACGGCACAGAAGCAAGGACACACACAGAAAUGAAGAUAUCAUCUGGCUGGAGUUCCAACUUUAUUUUCUUCCCACCUUCCAAGACCAAUUUUCUUGGCGAUCCAAUUGGAAAACUUGAAGAGGCACAAGUGCAGAGAUGGGUUACAACAUUGGAGAGUGACAGAAGCAUUAAAGAAAUCAAAAGGGAGGUUUCCUUGACCUUUGCUACAAGUUCAAAUCUCAUCGCCUGCUUCCUUAAAGACAGGAGCUCCUCACACGGUAUUCAGGUUGAUUUAAAUGCUGCUAGCCAGACCUUCGAUCAGCUCCUGAAGAUUGCCUGGAUCAAGAAUUCAGUUGAGAUGAGCAUCAAACAAGUGGUGCCCAUACUUUUUCACUCUGCACCAGUGAUGAGGUGUCCUGAGAUCUUCCUGCUCCUGCCCACAUGCUCUGUUCUUCACGACCAACAGAAUGUGAUAGAUCUGGUGCUGCUGUUGGCUGUAACCAUCAGAGACCUCUCUGAGACUGCUACGAAAAGCUUGAAGGAGUACUGGUCCUCCAUGGAUGCCAGCAUUAUGACUAAACAUAUCUGUAUGUGGAAACAAGCACUCAUCUUCCUCCUGAAGUCCAAUGUGUGGUUAAAUUACAUUCCUGGAGUGAACGCGGUGCUCGAAGUCCUCAAGUUACUUUACAGGGGAAACAGAAGAGCUGAAAGAUCGAGGCAGGUUGCGCUUACUGAGUUCUACAUAGAGGAGCUAGGCAUCUCACCUCCGUUUCUUCAGCGGGACGUGACACUGUGGAGGCAAAUUAAAUGGGGACAAGUUCUGGAAGUGGAAACUACUCCUGCUAUCCUCUGUCGAUACCCAUUUCUCCUGGAUCUGAAGAGCAAAAUCUUGAUAUUACUCUAUGUUGCAUCUAUAACGCAGAUGGUUCAUCAGCUCAUUCACAAAGAGGUGGCAGCCCAGAGGAUGUUUCAUGAGCUAUACACCGGGGAGGUACCGACUCCCAUCUUUCAGCUGAAACUGAGACGCACUGCCUUACUUGAGGACAUGUUUAGACAGCUUGACAACGCUGACCAUGACAACUUCAAAAAAGCAUUAGUGGUGCAGUUUGUAGAAGACUCCAAAGUGACUGCAGUCAACAAAAGAGAUUUCUUUCUCCAUGCCUUUAAUGAACUUUUGGCUCAUGAAUCAGGGAUGUUUAUGUACAAUGACAACGAAACAAUGAUCUGGUUCCCUGCAAAGCCAACGCAUGAAUCAAAGCGAUACUUUCUGUUUGGGAUUCUCUGUGGCCUGGCCCUCUGCAAUGACAACAUAGUCCACAUGCCCUUCCCUAUGGCAAUGUUUAAGAAGCUGAUCAGUGUAAAGCCCACUCUGGAGGAUUUAACUGAAUUCAGUCCACAAGUUGGCAGGAGUUUGCAAUACCUUUUAAUUGACUACACAGAUGACGAUGCUGAGAACAUGGACAUGACUUUCCGUGUGCACUGGGAUGGUGAAGAUGUGGAGCUGGACCCCCACGAACGUGAAAAACGUGUGACAAGUGCUAACAAGAAGGAGUUUGUGGAGGCGUAUAUAGACUACGCCUUAAACAAGUCAGUGGAACGAGUGUUUAAUGAGUUUAAGAGAGGAUUCUACAAAGUGUGUGAUGAGGACGUGGUGAAUUUCUUCCAGCCAGAGGAGCUCAGAGGAGUGAUGGUGGGAACAGAGGAGUACGACUGGGACACUUUCAGACAGAAUACAGUCUAUGCCGGGCAGUACCAUGUGAAACACCCCACUAUCGUUGCUUUCUGGGAAGUUUUUGAGGAGCUGACAGAUAAGCAAAAGAAAGCCUUUCUCUUGUUUCUAACAGGCUGUGAUCGUGUGCCCAUCCUUGGGAUGGAGGCGGUUAAGAUGACCAUGUUGGACCGUCCUAACUUCACCCAGGAACAUCUGCCAGAGUCCCUCACCUGCCACUCAUAUUUCAUGCUCCCUCCAUAUGAGAACAAGCAGCGUCUGGAAGCAAAACUCAUUGAAGCAAUAAAUCACAACCGAGGCUUUUGGAUAGAAGAGACAAAACCUGCAGAAAUAUAAUACUUUUGUUUGACAGCCAGCUUAUUAUAUUAGAUGGCUAAACUACCUUGGUUUAAUAAGAUUUUAAAUUACGAGCACAAAUUUUAUGGUUGUCUGAGAAGAAACACUGUCAGUGUUUUUUUUGUUUUUUUUUAGCAUUUUUGAUUAGUUAUUUAUAGCUGUGGUCAAUACCAAACUAAAAUUCAAACAUACACAGAUACUUAAAUGUCACACAAGCUAAACACAAUAAUGCACAUUAAAACUGAACUUAUAUUAAAACUAUAUUCUUUUCAUGCCAAUCAGAUGCUUUAUUAAGGCAUCAAAAAAAAGGUUUCUGGUAUACAGGUAUAUCAUUAUAUUAAGAUAUUAUUAAGCUAUUAUACUUAUUUUAAAAAAUCUAGUUCCAGUAGUUUAUAGAAAUAACAAGCUUAUUGUAGUACAUUGUUUUCAAGUGCUUGCUUCUCCUUUAUUUUCUGUCCAUUGCAUGUUGAUAAUAUAUAACAAACAAAUAUUCUUACACAAUAAAUACUGAAACAGUUUACAUGUAUUUUACAUUUUCUGCAGAGGAGCGUGCUAAAAAUAAUAAAAAAUAAUAAUAGAAAAUAUUUUUGAAAUCAUCUCAGAUCAUUAUUUCCUCUCAUUUAUAAUGUAUCUUAGUAGUAAUAUUUGCACCCAGCCACAAUACCUUGUUAGAUAUACAUUCACAUUAGUAACUGCACAGUUUUAUCAGUAUUUCCCCAGGGUUCAAGAUUCAAGGAUCAAGGUUCAUUUUAUUAUUAUUUAAUCCUAAAGUGGUGUGAUACUCAUGUCAGCUGACAGAAAGUACAGACCACACAUUAGGAUCAACACAAUGUUCUAAUAACACAAAAACAGAUCAUUAACUAUUAUCAACUGUGAUUUGAUACAUGAUAAUAGCAAUAAUGUGCAUUUGUUGUAGACGGGAAACUUUACACAGUAAGUGCAUUAUAUAUUCAAUAACUUCACAGACUACAUAAAGAGAAAACAUUUCUGAGCAUGUAACAGAUGUACAUAAAAUAUAAAUAAAGCGAGUGUGCAAAGUAUAA
Clarias gariepinus (North African catfish) is the source of this 4184-nucleotide messenger RNA. RefSeq names its product probable E3 ubiquitin-protein ligase HERC4. The transcript has 23 exons. Bases 61 to 3141 code for a protein of 1026 amino acids. NCBI's taxonomy places the organism in Eukaryota, Metazoa, Chordata, Actinopteri, Siluriformes, Clariidae. The record is from RefSeq and is a predicted model, not a curated record. Gene Ontology annotation, molecular function: ubiquitin-protein transferase activity.